Molecule: messenger RNA, 1784 nt
Organism: Ostrinia furnacalis (Asian corn borer)
Lineage: Eukaryota; Metazoa; Arthropoda; Insecta; Lepidoptera; Crambidae
Exons: 10
Coding region: 151-1734 (527 amino acids)
Biological process (GO): neurogenesis
Cellular component (GO): P-body; cytosol
Molecular function (GO): protein binding
Source: RefSeq, a predicted model, not a curated record
GAUUUGUCUAUGGUUAGAAAAAUUGAAGAGGAGGGAUUUUUCAUUUUAAAUUCAAAUCUGCAUAAUCACCACGCGGUUGUUACGAGCAACAGUUUUAACGAAAACAAGUGAAUUAUUAAUAAUAACAAUAAAAUUCUGAGUACUACAAACAUGAGUGGUUUUACGGUUAAGUUUACGGUAACCCAAUGUGAUCCAAAAAACUAUGGAACAAAGUUGCUGAGAGUGAUGGGGGAUUGGCAACUGGAAAGCAAAGACGUUAAAACAAGAAUAAAGAAUUUGUACUAUGCUGAUACCUGGAGAGAUUGUCUUUUUUUAUUUGAUGAUAGCGAGCGAUCGGUGGUAGCUCACAAACUGGUGCUCGCUGUAGCCUCGCCGGUGUUUGCCGCCAUGUUCUUUAGCGGACCAGAAACUAUUAAACCUAUGAAAAUAACUGACGUACAGCGUGAUACUUUUUUUGAAAUGAUAAAGUACAUAUACACUGACACUAUAGACCCGAAGUCAUUUUGCGAUGCCAGUGAUCUAUAUGACGCGGCUAAAAAAUACAAGUUGGUACAGCUACAAAAACUGUGCAUACAAUAUAUUUUGCGUGAAUUAAAUCCAGAAGAUUGUUGUUCUGCAUAUGAAUUUGCUGUGAAGUAUGAUGAAAAAGAAUUGUUGAAAGCGACCGAAAAUUUUAUAAAGACUAGAACUACGGAAGUGUUAAAGAGCAUUGACUUUCUAGGUGCAUCGCUAAGCACUGUCCAGUAUAUUUAUUCUUUGGAUACCUUUGCUAUUAAAAGCGAAUUGGAAUUAUAUGUAGCUCUUCAGAAAUUUGCCGUGACCAUCGGUUAUUACGACUCAGAGCCAAGUGGUGAAAACAAACAGAUUAGCGAAACAACUCAGAAAGAUAAUCAAGUUGAAGAAAUUAAGCAAGAAACAAAAGAAAAUAUAAAUGACGCGGAUGCAUUUCAAGAUUGUGUUGAUAUUAAAUCAACCUCAGAAAAAAGUAAUCCACCAAAAAUGGAAAAUCUAAAAGAUAAGUCUACAAUCGAAAAGGAUGGCAAAAUAGAAAAAGUCGUUUCAGAAUUCAAAUCGGCGCGGGUAAUCAUUCGCGAAAUUCUAAAAACCAUUCGUUUUUUAACGAUACCUGCUGAAGAAUUUGCAAAAAUAUCCGCCACGCCGCCACUGCUCACUCAGUCGGAAAUUAUUGCUAUACUACUCAACAUAGUAAACCGGCCCAAAGCAAAAUUACCUAUGCCAGAAGGGUUCUCGAUUGCGUUAGAUAAAAGAAUUGCGCGCCAAGUAAAUGACUCAAGGAAAAAUAUCAAGUUCCGAUUUACUGUACCAGAUUGUGACUAUCUGAAGGAAGGCGACGAGAUACAUUUUCCUCAAGUGUAUGGCUUACAAUGCUCUUGGAAAUUAACAAUUAAAAUAAAGAGUGAAAAUACAUACCAUUUGCUCUUAAGUGGUUCAGGCGUAGCUAAAUAUAAUGCCGAUGUUAGAUUCGGAAUAAUGUUAAAAAACACAACUAAAAUAUUGUAUGAUUUUUACUCUGAAAAAGCAGAACAACGGGCAAUUGAAUCCGGUUCCCUUAUUGCCGAACUUGAUGAUUGGAAAACAGUGAAGAAUGUUUGCCUAGAUGAUGGCAGCUUGACUUUUCACUUGACAUUCAAUAUCAAAGAUGGCAUUAAUGAUACUGAUGAAGAUGAUGAGGAAUCGGACGAUUCAGAUGAUUCGUUUAGUUUUCAUUCAUAAGCAUGAUAAGGAUUGUGAUGAAUUAAUAUUGUAAUUGUAAUAAUAUAAAU